UUUUCUUUCCUAGAAGACUAAUUUUACGGGAAGACUCUUCGCUCUGUUGCAUUGGCCGUCCCUAACCUCAGGACUACUCUGUUCUCGAAACCCUAGAUUCCCCAUUGAGCAGAGAUGCUGCGAGUAGCAGGAAGGAGGCUCUUUUCUCUUUCGCAGAGAUCUUCCACCGUUUCCUCCUUCGCCCUUUCCCGAGACCAUACCCUCUCCGAUGGCGGCGGCUCCUCCUCUUCACCUCCCAGAUCCGUCCCCUCUACCGAUCUCUCACGUUUCGAUUCUUACCACAGGAGUCUCAUAAGAGGUUUUUCUUCUCAAGUCCUUACUCAAGGAAACGAGGUUGGUUUUGGUUCUGAACCUGCCACUGUUGAGGCUGUCAAGACACCUAACUCGAAGAUUGUGUACGAUGACCACAACCAUGAGCGUUACCCACCUGGUGACCCUAGCAAGCGUGCCUUCGCCUAUUUCGUCUUGUCUGGUGGGAGGUUUGUUUACGCCUCUGUUCUCCGCCUUCUUGUCCUGAAGCUCAUUGUCAGCAUGUCCGCGAGUAAAGAUGUCCUUGCACUUGCAUCCCUCGAGGUCGACCUCGGUAGCAUCGAGCCUGGAACUACUGUGACAGUGAAGUGGCGUGGAAAGCCAGUGUUCAUCAGGAGAAGAACAGAGGACGACAUCAAGCUGGCUAACAGCGUGGAUCUUGGAUCUUUGAGGGACCCGCAAGAGGACUCGGUUAGAGUCAAGAAUCCGGAAUGGUUAGUGGUGGUUGGAGUCUGCACUCACUUGGGGUGCAUCCCGUUGCCUAAUGCUGGUGACUACGGUGGUUGGUUUUGCCCGUGUCACGGAUCGCAUUACGAUAUCUCUGGAAGGAUUAGGAAAGGUCCUGCACCGUAUAACCUGGAGGUACCAACCUACAGCUUCCUGGAAGAGAACAAGUUACUCAUUGGUUGAUGAAUAAAAAAAAACCACAACAGUCAGCGAACUUCAUCUUUGUCUUCUUUUUUUUUCUAUGUUCCAGCAAUGUUAGAGCAAGAUUGUCUUGUUUUUUUGCUGAAUAAUCAAACCUUUGCCAUAUUUAUUGAGCGUGUACUCGAGCUUUGUUUUUCGAUAAUGAUGAAAGAGACUGUUCAUAGUCUUGUCUUUAUUGCU
Messenger RNA from Brassica rapa (field mustard), 1137 nucleotides. Its product is annotated as cytochrome b-c1 complex subunit Rieske-1, mitochondrial. Gene Ontology annotation, molecular function: 2 iron, 2 sulfur cluster binding; quinol-cytochrome-c reductase activity. Lineage: Eukaryota; Viridiplantae; Streptophyta; Magnoliopsida; Brassicales; Brassicaceae. The record is from RefSeq and is a predicted model, not a curated record. Gene Ontology annotation, cellular component: membrane.